UGUGCCGUGCAUGUUAUCGUUGGGGUUCUAUUCGCGUUUAGCCCCGGUAUAGAUAUCGCGUGUUUAUUGUGUUAGUAACUUACGAAGGAUUUUCGUUUUUUUUUUUAUUUGUAUUGGUAUUUUUUUCUCAUUAAAGGAGUUAUCUAAUUUGAUUUUACUGUUCGCGGCGUUGUGCGGUAAUCAUAAUAUUUUAUUUUUUUGAUAUAAUAUAAUUUGUAGGAAAAUGGGAUACUCUAUGUGACGGCUAUAAUUGAAUUAAUUAUCCUGACAUUUGGAAAUCAAAGGCAAGUGAAUUUCUUAUAGCAGACCGAUUUGAAAGAUGCGUUGAUGCUAUUUUAAUAACCAAAUAUGUUAUGCGAAGAUUGAAUUUUAUUGGUGAACAGUGAUAAGAUCAAUAUCAAUCAUCAGUUUAUAAUAUUUGAAUCGAUGAGAUGUUCGAUCAACGUCGUCGGUCCGAUCUCGUCGUCGACAGAGCCGCCGCCUGCGCCACAUCGCCCGUCGCCGACAUCGUUACUUAACGGCGUUACAUCGAGUCGCGGCGAGUGACGGCCGUACCGGGUAAGGCGGCGGCGGUGGCGGCGGCGGCGACGACUGCUGCUGCUGCAUCGCCAUGGACCGGACGCCGUCGUGCUGCUCGCAACCGGUGGCCGCGGCCGCGGCCGUGUACAACUACGGUGUGGCCGGCGCGACGAUCGGCGGUUACGGCUCGUCGUACGACGGCUGCCCGCUGUCCGCGUCGUCGUUGUCAGCGGUCGGCGUGACGACGGUGGUGGACGACGGCCAGGGGUGUUUCUGCUGCGACAGCGACGACGACAGCGUGGAACGGGCCCGCGUGGCACACGCCAAGCGCAAGUGCUACAAAAGCUGUCUGCGGAACGCGUUCGUGUGCGCACUGCUCGUGUCGUACACGUUCGCCGGCGCGCUAAUAUUUCUCAGCAUCGAGGGUGACGUGGACGCCGCGGACGCCGCUGACGCCGACGACGGUGGCGGCGGCAGUCCGGUCCGGGAGGCCGGCCUGAUGCCCGCACAGCAGCAGAACCUGACGGCCGUCUGGAUGGCCGCGGCAGCCGCGGGCGAAGAGAGCCGCGCCCGGACCGUGGAGACCAUAUGGGAGAUCACGGUCAACCUGAACAUACUGUACCGGGAGAACUGGACCCGACUGGCCGCGCAGGAGCUGAACCGGUUCCAGGAGGACCUGAUACGCCGCCUCACGCAGCAGAUGGAAAUCGAAUCGGCCGCGGUCAGCUAUCACACCGGCGGCGGCGGCUUCAUCGUCGACCACGGCGGUGACUCCGGGGACAGCACUUUCGAAUGGAACAUGGCCACGUCGUUCCUGUACUGCCUGUCCAUACUCACCACGAUCGGCUACGGAAACAUCACACCAAAAACCGCUGUAGGUAAAAUGGUUACAAUGGUCUACGCGUUGAUUGGCAUCCCAUUGAUGUUAGUGUACUUAUCAAGCAUUGGCGGUCUGUUGGCGUGGUGUGCCCGAGGAAUAUUUACCAGGUCAUUGUGCUGUUGCCUGUGCUCCAAGUGCGGGUACUGCUGUUACGACGAGAAGCUGAUGGAAGAAAAAGAGCGGCGGAUGAAACUGAAACGCGAGCGGAAGGAGUACGACAUGCAAAUGAAAACGUUCUCCGGCCACGCGCUCGAACCGUACUACGUGCGGCCGGGCGACGCGGACGACGUGUUCCUGAGGGUGUCCGACCGGGCGGCGUCCGCGGCCGCGUCUGAUUCGGCGUCGGCGGCCGCCGCGGAACUGGCUGCGGACAGCGCCAGUUUCGUGCCACUGUUAUUGGUCGGCUUCGCGUUCAUGUCCGCGUACAUCGGAUGCGGCGCGGCCGUCCUGUACCGGUUGGACGCCGGCGGCAAAUCGUACCUGGACUGCGUGUUCUUCUGCUUCAUGUUGCUCAGCACCAUCGGUUACGGCAACUCGCGGUCAAUGGACGUGACGCUCACCAGCACGGCCACCGUUUGGUUCUGUUCCGUGUACAUACUGUCCGGCAUGGCGCUGACGGCCAUGUGCUUCAACAUCGUACACCACGGCGUGUCACCAAACUCAAGACGCUCUACCGGCCGGCGACCGCGCAGACCGAGUGACGGAGGCGGCGGCGUCGGCGGUGGCGGUGGAGGUGGCAUUAGUCCCAGUUCGACAACGCGAAGACUCCGCGGGAAGGCGGCUGCGGGCAGCAUACUGAUCUGA
Melanaphis sacchari is the source of this 2203-nucleotide messenger RNA. RefSeq lists its product as uncharacterized. The transcript is spliced from 7 exons. Gene Ontology annotation, biological process: stabilization of membrane potential; potassium ion transmembrane transport. The record is from RefSeq and is a predicted model, not a curated record. Lineage: Eukaryota; Metazoa; Arthropoda; Insecta; Hemiptera; Aphididae. Bases 611 to 2203 code for a protein of 530 amino acids. Gene Ontology annotation, cellular component: membrane. Gene Ontology annotation, molecular function: potassium ion leak channel activity.